Pelmatolapia mariae (spotted tilapia) is the source of this 2988-nucleotide messenger RNA. Its product is annotated as GTPase IMAP family member 8-like. Gene Ontology annotation, molecular function: GTP binding. Lineage: Eukaryota; Metazoa; Chordata; Actinopteri; Cichliformes; Cichlidae. The transcript has 8 exons. The record is from RefSeq and is a predicted model, not a curated record. Bases 1 to 2988 code for a protein of 995 amino acids.
AUGUCAUUGUCAACCAAUAUACUGGACACAUCUAUGGAUAUUACAGGUGCAGCAGCUUCUGGAUCAGAGCAAGAGGAACCAGAGAAGCCAGAACUCAGGAUUUUGAUUCUUGGAAAAACUGGAGUUGGAAAGAGUGCAUCAGGAAACACCAUCUUAGGAAAAGAGAAUGCUUUUCAAUUGACAUCAUCAGAGUGUCAGAAGGAAACAAGACAGUUUAAAGGUCAAAAACUGGCUGUAGUUGAUACUCCAGGUCUGUUUGAUACCCAUAAAACUGAAGAGGAGUUGACAGCAGACAUGGAGAGAUGCAUCUGCUUUGCUGCUCCUGGUCCUAAUGUGUUCCUGGUUGUGAUUCAGGCCAACAGAUUCACAGAAAAAGAUCAAGAAACAGUGAAAAUAAUGCAGAAGAUGUUUGGAAAAAGGUCAGCAUGUUCCACAUUAGUCUUGUUCACCCAUGGAGAUGAGCUGAAGUCAGAUGGAGACACCAUGAAGGAAUUAAUCAGUAAAAAUCCAGCUCUCAGUGGCUUCAUCAGUCAGUGUGGUGGAGGAUAUCACGUCUUUAACAACAGAGAGAAGGAUCCCUCUCAGGUCAGAGAGCUGCUGGAGAAGAUCAACACCAUGGUUCAGAGAAAUGGAGGAAGAUACUACACCAUUGAAAUGUUGAGAGAGGCUGACCUUCGCAUUGUUCUUAUUGGGAAAACUGGAGUUGGAAAGAGUGCAUCAGGAAACACCAUCUUAGGAGAAAAAGCUUUUAAAUCCUCAGCAGGUUUUUCUGUAAUAACAUCAAAGUGUCAGAAGAAAACAGGUCUGUUUGAUGGUCAAAAACUGUCUGUAAUUGAUACUCCAGGUUUAUUUGACAACAUAAAAACUGAAGAGGAGGUGAAGGAAGAGAUCAGUAGCUGCAUCCCACUUGCUGCUCCUGGUCCUCAUGUGUUCCUGGUUGUGAUUCAGGCCAACAGAUUCACAGAAGAAGAACAAGAAACUGUCAACAUCAUUCAGAAUAUGUUCGGAGAACAGUCAGCAUGUUACACUAUGGCCUUGUUCACCUGUGGGGACAAUCUUGAGGCAGAUGGAGUCACAAUAGAAGAAAUGAUCAAUGAUAAUCCUGUUAUCUCUGACUUCUUCAGUCAGUGCGGUGGAGGAUAUCAUGUCUUUAACAACAGAGACAAGGAUCCCUCUCAGGUGAGAGAGCUGCUGGAGAAGAUCAACAGAAUGAUUAAGAGAAAUGGAGGAGGAUACUACACCAAUGAAAUGUUUAGAGAAGCUCAGAGAGCCAUGAACAAACCAGAAGCCGACCUCAGGAUUGUUCUUGUUGGAAAAACCAGAGUUGGGAAGAGUGCAGCAGGAAACAGCAUCUUAAAGGGAAAAGUAUUUAGAUCAACAGCUUCCUCUUCCUCUGUAACAUCAGAGUGUCAGAAGGAAACAUGUCAGUUUGAAGGUCAAACACUGGCUGUAGUUGAUACUCCAGGUCUGUACAAAACUAAACUAACUGAAGAGGAGGUGAAGAGAGAGAUUGUUAGAUGCAUCUCCUUUGCUGCUCCUGGUCUUCAUGUGUUCCUGGUUGUGAUCCAACCAAACAGAUUCACCAAAGAAGAACAAAAAACUGUGAAAAUCAUUCAGAAGAUAUCUGGUGAUCAAGCCGCUCAUUACACAAUGGCCUUGGUAAUCCAUGAAGAUGAUGAGAAGCAGGACACCAUAGAAGAAGCAAUCAAACAUCCAGAUCUCAAAGACUUCAUCAGUCAGUGCCGUGGAGGAUAUCAUGUUUUUAACAGCAGAAACAAGGAACACUCAGAGGUCAGAGAGCUGCUAAAGAAAAUCAACACAAUGACUGAGAGAAAUGGAGGAUGCUGCUACACCACCAACAUGUUUGACAAGGCAGAGAAAGCCAUAAAAACAGAGAUGGAACGACUUCAGAAAGAAGAUCCAAAGAUGACGGCCAAAGAAGCAAGAUACAAAGCAGAAAGAAGGAAUGAGUUUACUCAGGGGAAUUGGGAUGCUGUCAUUGCUGAAGCUGAUAGUGGUGUUAAUGUUGGAGUUGCUGCUGCUGGAAUUGGCAUUGAAGUUGCUGUUGGAGCUGGUGUUGGAGCUAUAGGAGGUCCAGUGGGGGCUGCAGUAGGAGCGUUAGCUGGAGCUUUAGUGGGACUUGUAGCUGGUUUCAAACUGUGGAAACACUCCACAGUCAUCCCCAUCCCCAAAAGAAACAACCCAAAGUCUCUGAAUGAUCUUCGUCCCGUGGCCCUCACCUCCCAGGUGAUGAAGGCCAUGGAGAAGAUCAUAAAACAGCACAUCGUAAGAGCAGCUGACCCCCUGAUGGACCCACUCCAGUUUGCUUACCGUGCACGCAGAGGCGUCGAUAACGCAAAAAUCUUCAUCUUGGACUCCAUCCACAAACAUCUGGAGCUCCCUGACUCCUCCGCCAGACUUCUGACUCAAAAAGUUCGGGUCAACAACUCUCUUUCUGUUCUCCGUUCCACCUCCACUGGCUCCCCCCAGGGCUGUGUGCUCUCCCCCCUGCUCUUCAUCCUCUACACCGAUGACUGCAGAUCCACACAGCCCAACUGUCACCUGGUUAAAUAUGCUGAUGACACAGUUCUCCUGUCACUGCUGUCAGGCCCCUCACAACACCACAGGCCUACUCUUCAGGAGUUUGUAGAGUGGUGUGACAGCUCCAAACUUGAAUUGAACGUGAGCAAAACCAAAGAGAUGGUGGUGACCUUCUCCAGAAGGCAAAGGGAUCUGGCUGCUUCAGUCACCACCACCAUCCACGGGAAGCCAGUGGAGGUAGUUGAGGAGUACAAAUACCUGGGAACCAUCUUUGACAACCUCCUGAGAUUCUCUGCCAACACAGAGGAGAUUCUCAGGAGGUUAGGAAAGGGAGAGCGGGGUGGUGUCAGCAGCAUCUGCCCAGUCAAAAAGGAGCGUUUCACGGAUCAUAUAACUCUUCUUCUACUGGAAAAGAUUCCUAUAUCACCUAUACCCGAGGCGUUGUGA